This is a messenger RNA of Symbiodinium necroappetens, 4519 nucleotides long. The record is from the annotation of a GenBank genome assembly. NCBI's taxonomy places the organism in Eukaryota, Dinophyceae, Suessiales, Symbiodiniaceae.
GCGCAGAACCAGGGGAGAACUGGAAGCCAGGGCCAAGAAGAAAGCCCGGCGAGAACAGGAAGCGGCUGCAGCAGCGGCGGCCCCCCUCGCGGAGGCCGAACCUGGUCCUGUGUGGCAGGACAGGCGAGGCUCCGGCCGGCCCCCAAAUGGGGAGCUGCAAGCCCUGACGACCGUGCCGGACCGCGAGAUCGCUCACGUUCUCCUUAUCGUGUGGCGGUCAGCGCCGACAGGCUUCUUCGUCUUUCGAAGGCGCGCUGACGCGCCUCUUGCGGCACAAGGAGCACGAUCUGCAGAAAUCCUCCAUGCCAUCCAACAGGAUGCGAAGAAACGCUACACGUUGAGACACUUCGAUGGGGAGAAGAAGCUUCGCCGCCGAGAGCUUCCACCCUAUUUGUACCACGGAACUCGGGUGGGUGCACUUUCUAUUAUAGCGACAAUGGAGUGUAUCUCACGGAAGGAGUGCGCGGAGCCAUUGCAGGCACGGCCCCCUCAGGGGAAGCCGUUGCAGCGGGACUCCGCCGGGCACGUGAAGCGCGUGGUGGAUACAUGCGUGCAGCGUUUGUUGCUCUUCUCUGCCAGUGGCGGUGAUGCCCAUGCUUACUUUACCAAGGACUACUGCAGGAUGGCCGCUGGACUGGCCGGUGGGACCCUUACACCCCAUCUCAUUCAGCACAGGACAACGGCCCCUCUGGGUGCCGUCAGCUCUCACAUGUCGUACACGCCAAAUUCCGAGGCCUCUCUUUUGUGGUCCCCGGGUGAUGAGUCGGGGGAGUUUCCUCCAUCACCGGCGCCGGCUGCACCAACUGCGUCGGCAGUGCCUGCCCGAGAGACUCCCGGUCAGGCUGCUGAGUCUUCCUUCCGCUUCAGGCUGGCGCCUUUAUUCAUCAGCUGCACUAGGUUUUACAUCGCUCCUAUUCGCGGAGACAACGGCGACUCUCCCGCCGAGCACGCGAGCGAUGGUCGAAUGCAGCACCCGCCCCCCAGCAUUGCUGCUGGCCCUAAGCCGGGUGGCAAUGGGCAACGGACAUGGAUGCCCGCUCUGAAAAUGAAGGCACCUCCACCCAAUCUUCUCCCGACUGGGUCGACUGAGGCAGAGCCCCGCGCAUCCCCACCGGCACCCCCCCCGAAGAGGUCGGCAGAAGCAGCUACCCUGGCAACUGACGAGACAGGCGGACAGGAGAAGCUGGUCACAGAACAAGCACUGAUCCCUACGGCCCCCGCUGGGGAGCCGUCUCGGCAAGCCACGUCGCUGUUGCCACCUGAGCCGCCGGUUCCUCGGAGGAACGUCAUGCGAGCCUGGAUUGGGGACCUGCCCGCCCCGACGAUACUUGCCAUCACCCAGAAACCCGCGAUGGGCGCUGAGCAGAGUGCUUUGCCCACAUCAUUAGAUGUUGUCUUUGGUGUGGCACUCAAUGCCCAGGCCUUCGGACAUCGCACACUGGUGCGCUGCGCUCCGAUCCCUGUGGGAUGUCUUAUCCAGACUGGCACAAGCACGCGGACAGGAUUAGCCACGGAGGCGGCGGUUGUCCACCCGUGGCCAAUGCAGACCCAGCUCGCCUUCCCCGCAAAAGAGCUCUCCGUCGGGCCAUUGGCCGAGCUGCCCGAAACCCGGCUCAGUCCACUCACUACAAAGGCCGCCUCUGUACACUUGAUACUCUUAGGGGAGUACCCGCAGGUUCAGGUCCGCAGUCAAAUUGACUUCUUUUUCGCACGAGCUGCGCAAAUUGAUGGCGCCCGUCACUACCCCGUACUGGUAAGCAUCCCGGCGGUGCAUUACCAAUCCCCUGCCAAAAUACUUGACGCGUUCUGCGACCACCUGGCCCACACCCUUUCUGCCUCGCCAGACCCCUCUGAACUGGUCUUACGACCCUUCACCAUCGUCGCGCAGAUUCGGCACUGGCGAGGCACGGGAGAGCGUCUCUGGUUCUCCGUUGGGUGCCGCGUCUUGAUGAGGCGUUAUCCCUUCUGCCCGCGCGCAAAGCCACUCCGCCUCAUCUGGCACAGCUUCACUUGUGGCACCUUGGUAAAGAUGUUCUCCUCCCGCAUCUUGCCACUCUCUGCCAACAACUCUGGCAGUCCCCUCAUGACUUCCAUCAACUCUGGGCAGACGCCUGGAUCGCAUGGCUCGCUAAGCCUGGCAAAGCCCCGGACCAGCCAGAGAGGUCGUAUCGUUGUCAAAGCGCUCACUCUCCAACUACGUCCGUCCCUCACUGAGGCGACGAGGUCCUGGCCACAGUACGCUUAUGUGCCAGGGCGUAGCAUUGAACAUGCAAUUAUCCGUGCUUUGCAUCACUGUCGUCGUGUUCAGACCGCCAUCGCGUCGCAGCGGAUCACUCUUCAGGAGAGACGCGCCACGGGACGCGUCCCCACCGCCUGUCAGGGUGGCGUCACACUGUCCAUCGACACGAGUAAAGCCUUUGACACAGUCGAUCGAAGCGUUCUUGAGCAGGAACUCAAGACGGCCCGUAUUUCGGAGCCGGAACUCACCCUUAUCAUGUCCUUGCAUCAAAACAUCGGGUAUUGGCCAGCAGGCCCGGAGUCCGAUAUCAGAGUCUCUAGCGAGAGAGGCGUGCGACAGGGUUGUCCUCUUGCCCCUAGUCUCUGGACGCUUGUAACCGUUGCUUUGCUUCGAACCAUGGCUGGCACGGCGUCCCUUGACUGGAUUCAGCACGACACCACUAUGUUCGCAGAUGACCUCCUUCUCCAAUGGGAGUACAACAGCAUCUCAGAGCUAGAGUGCAUGAUAUCCACCAUCCAGCACUGCUUCCAAGUCCUUGCUCGACUAGGUCUCCAGGUGCAGCACCGCAAAACACAACUCCUCGUCGCCCAAAAAGGUCGCCUGGCGCACAAAUGGUGGCAAGCACACACGGCCUCCACAAAGGAUGGCCGCUUCCUUCGGAUCCCGCAACCGGGUCAGAAGGAUCUGCACCUUCCCAUUGUCCCACAACUCACCUACCUGGGCAUCGUUCUCUCUUAUAAGGAUGCGACCACCGCCACCGUCGAGCACCGUCUUCAGGUUGCCGAAGCCCAAAGAGCGCGCCUUCUUAAAGUGCUGCACUCGCGUACUCUUCCUCUACAGAAGAGAGUGCAACUCUGGGUGGCAUGUGUUAGAAGCUCGGCGUUAUACGGACUACAUCUGUUAGACCUGCAACAGAAGCAUGUUGCACGCAUCACCGUUGUCCUUGUCAAGCACCUGAAGGCUAUAGCUCGGAGCUUUGCCCACAUGUCUCAGGAAGCUAGUCAGACCUUGCUCCUUAGGCUAGGUGUAGAGGAUCCGCUGCAUUUCCUGCUGCGCACCGGCCAGAAACUUCUGACAAAAACACUCCAAUCGCAAGAUCCGAUGGUGCACCAACCACGCAUACUGCAGUGGCUAGCGCAUAUCACGGAAGCCAGGCUGGCGCUGGACUCGCACGUUGCGCAUGUGAUUCCGCCCAUUGCAGAGUCCUGUCCUGCUGCGACGGCUCUGGAUGGUGAUGUCAAGGAGUCUCUCCGCAUUGUGCCACGGGCUGCUGCAGACCCUCUAGCGGAUGAUCCUCCCGCCACGGCCCCCGCCCCGGGUGUGCAGACAACGCUGCGCCAGUUUUGUGCGACGUGCGGCCAAUGGCUGGUGCCGCUGCUGAUGACUGUAAAAAAGUGGGUCACCUUAUCUCACCAUGUGUCUACUGUGGAGCACAUGUCACCCGUACGGAUCAGCACUCUAGUACGUGCCCUGUGCUCUGGCAAGCGCGUGUUUGUUGUCUGGUACAGGCAGACCUUGCAUCCAAAAGCAUCGCCGAGCCGGCACCUGCCCCCAACUCAGCCCCAUCCUGCCAUGGAGCACGUGCCCAUGCAGAUGGACUUGGACGAGGAGGAGAAGGAGUGCUUCGGGAAUCUCCUAGGGAAGCGAGCCCUUGCGCUGGGAGUGGAGUCCCCGAGCAAGUAUCCCCACCCGGGUGGAAAAGGGGCCCCACCACAGGGAGGCAGCAGACCGCGACCCCCCCCACCACAUCGUGGUUCCCGCCAAGCGGCCCCCUCCCAGGGGAGCCGGACAAAAGAGGAACACCGAGGAAAAUCAGGGACUUCUUCGGACCAGCUGCUGCACAAGGUGGCCAAGGCGCUCAUCGUCCAGUCGGAUUAUCUGUCACGCCUACAAAGCGAUCACACGGUCAUCUUUACGUUUCGGAAUGGCGACGGCCCUCAGCUGAUGGUGCCGCUACUCCACGAGGUGGCGGCCAACUGGCGCGACCAACGCAGCAAAGGCAAAGUCACCAAAUCUCUCAAGCAGACUCUGCUCCAGUACGUGACGGCGGAAAUCAUCACCAGAGUUACCACGUUCGCAGACGACCCGAGUGCCCAGGCCAAAGCGCAGGAAAUGGGUUGGGUAACCAGCGACUUGGAGUACAACUACCUGGACUGGAACGCCGAGGAACGGAAGCUCGUCCCUCGACAGGAGGCGACGCUGACGCAAGAUCAGAUCCUGGCAGACGCUCGGCGUCUCAAGACCCUUCUGAAGGAGCAGGAAUUGAUCAUCAAAUUCUCA